Caenorhabditis angaria is the source of this 906-nucleotide messenger RNA. The record is from the annotation of a GenBank genome assembly. NCBI's taxonomy places the organism in Eukaryota, Metazoa, Nematoda, Chromadorea, Rhabditida, Rhabditidae.
AUGGUUCAUCACAUGACGAAAAAAGCUUUGACACGCCUUCAACGUCGACAAAAUGCGGAACGAAUGCAAAGAGGAGGCGAAAUUGGCAGAGUCCGUCGCGCGGGUCAAUUUCUGUAUACCCCAGUGAGUUUUGCUUCAGAAUUUGAAUUCAUAGGCGAGAAUUUCGAGACAGAGAGUGUAGAAAAAAGGGAGAGUGUGGAGAGAUAGAGAAAUAUGUCUUCUUAAACUAAAAACAAUGUUUUUUCAGCCUCGUAAUGCUGGUGGGGCAACAUCGACGCUUGGCAAUCGCCAUUUCCGAAGAUAUACUUCUGGGGAAGAAGAGCCGAUGGACGUAGGAAGAAGUCCGGUCGCCGGACCAGUGGCCGAGCCGAAUUCGCCAAUUCAACCGCCGGUUCCUCAAGAUGCUGUUGUCGAUGGAGUUGGCGUUGUUCAACCGAAUGGAAAUGGUGUUGUUGGCGGCGAGAAUGUGGGAGUUGGUGGUGUAGCUGUGCCAGAUCGUCAGGAUGUUGUUCAGCCGGUGAAUCAAGGAAGAGUUGAUGAUGGAGGUCAAGUUGAUGGUCAAGGAGUAGUUGCGCCGGUUGGUCCAGCUGUUGGUGGUGGUGAUGCUUCGUCAUCAAGCGGCGAUGAGACAGCAGAAGAAGAGGCGAUUGCUGAAGCAAUCGCGAGAGAGGCUCGCCGACAAAGGCGCCGCAGACGUCGCGGUCAACCGCGUCGUCGCCGAGGGAAUUUCGAUUUCGAAAGAGUGAGUUUUUUCAAUAGCAACUCCAGACUUUGUAUUCAAAAUUGAUUUUUUUUCAGCCUGCUCUUUUGAUGGGCGACCCCCAUGAGGGGGAAGUCGUCAUUGACUUAUUUCUUCCUCCUGUUGAAGAUGAGACUCAGCGAGAAAGCGACAGUGAUGCCGCGUGA